Molecule: messenger RNA, 1142 nt
Organism: Nematostella vectensis (starlet sea anemone)
Lineage: Eukaryota; Metazoa; Cnidaria; Anthozoa; Actiniaria; Edwardsiidae
Product: glutathione peroxidase 3
Exons: 2
Biological process (GO): response to oxidative stress
Molecular function (GO): glutathione peroxidase activity
Source: RefSeq, a predicted model, not a curated record
GGCUUCCUCGUGCAGUCAAACCUUCAAGUCAAAGUUCUCUCCAAGAGAACAAAAAAGGUGACGAUGGCGGCGUUCACUCCCGCAUUUCUGACCCUUUUUCUCAGCGCUUUUGCUCUAGCAAAUGAUAGAGCAAAAUCGACAGGAAAUUGUGUGAAUGGAGACGGAACCUUUCAUUCAUUUAACUACAAGUUUCUAAACGGAACCGGCGUGAACUUGUCUGAUUUUGAGGGCAAAAUCGUGUUGGCUGUGAACACGGCAACCUUUUGAAUGUACACCUACCAGUACCUCGCAAUGAAUGUAUUACACGACAGAUAUAGCAAUAGCUCGCGCUGUCCACUACAAAUCCUAGCUUUCCCAAGCAACCAGUUUGGUCUACAAGAACCUGGAGACAACUAUUAUGAGAUUAUGAAUGGGCUGACAUAUGUCCGGCCCGGGAAAGGCUACAUUCCUCACUUCCCGCUUCUUGAGAAGAAAGAUGUGAAUGGUGAAAAUGAGAAUGAAGUCUACACGUUUCUCAAGCGACGUUGCCCUUCGCCGGACGGUUACCUGGGAGAGCCAAAGAAUCUUAUCUGGUCCCCUGUACGCAGUAAUGACAUCAGCUGGAAUUUCGAGAAGUUCCUCAUAGAUCACACUGGUCAGCCCCAGAAAAGGUACACUGCCCCUGUUGAGCCUCUUGAGCUCGAGCGUGACAUCCAAGAGCUUAUGAGAGCCUGCAGCGAGAAGACAAGUGACUCCGUCCGUAACAGAAUAUUCAGACAAAGUAUACACAAGUUUUAAAAACAAUGGUUUUCUCCCCGUAAUAGCUCCCAUGUUUCAGAUUUUGUAGAAAACGUAGAUAAUAUCUUCUUUAAGACAAUGUUAUACACCAUUAAAUGGUAAUCGCACCUGCCGUUACAAUAGCGGAUGAGGACCAAGUCUCACAGUUUCGAUACUUUAGGUCACAGUCUCCCCAUUUGUAUGACAAGCCGCUCAAAAACCAGAGGUGGAGCGAGCUUUGAUGUGAACGCAACUCUUGCUUGGUCUUCAAUACAUUCAACUGACAAGAGCUGCUUCCGAGUAUGGAUAGUUGCGACUUUUUAAGUAUGAAAAUUAGAGCAGAUAAGAAAACAAAUUAAUAAAAUAAAGAAACGUUUAAAGUGUAA